Lactuca saligna is the source of this 1077-nucleotide messenger RNA. The record is from the annotation of a GenBank genome assembly. Lineage: Eukaryota; Viridiplantae; Streptophyta; Magnoliopsida; Asterales; Asteraceae.
GACCUUAACAAAUCAUUUCCUUUUUGAAAAUGUUCCCGAUAAACAAAUAUGAAAAUUUGUUCUACUUUGUAAAAUUCAAAGUUUAGACUUUGUGUAAAAAGGAAUGUUAAAUUUUACAAGGCAAAUAUGGGCUCUUACUAUAAACGGCCCAAAAGUGAUGUUACUGAAUAUUGCUUUAUCACUUAUCAGGUUAAGGAUGCAAAAUGACAACAUUACCCCUUUGUUGGUACGUCAAAGCAAGAGAUGAUUUCGAUGAAAACCCUAGGCUCAAUCACGCGCGAAACACGUGAGCCCGUAGUACAGAGGCGCCGCAAGGUUAACGGUUCAUAUUAGCCGUUGGAUGAAGUUCCACGUCAUUAAUCCGCGUCAAGCAAACAUUCAACGGUCCAGAUUACGCGUUGCGUGUAGCUACUCUGAAGAACGAAGAACCCCCUCUAGUCUCCAUCUCUCUCUCUCUCAUCACCGUCUAUUCCCCCCCAAUUCUGACAAAAAUUUUGCUGUGAAUUUUCGGCAAACAUGAAGAUGUUGAUCGAAGAAGAGUUCGAGUUCGAAGGUGAGAACAAGGUUGAAGAAAUCGUUGUGGAUGAUACCGAAGAAAUUGAUAGUGAAGUUGAAGUUGAAGAAGACGACGGCGAGGACGACGACGAAGAUGAUGAUGACGCCGACGAAGAGGAGGAGGAAGAAGACGACGAUGAUGUGCAGGAGGUUUUCCAAAGCUCCGGUAGUGGUCCAGCGGCUCAGCCGGUAGAAGCCGACGAUGAUGACGAGGAUGACGACGAAGAGGAUGAAGACGAUGAUGGAGACGACGACGAUGACGAUGACGGUGAAGACAGCGACGACGACGAUGACGACGAGGAAGGUGAACAAGAGGAGGAGGAUAUGGGGACCGAAUACUUGGUUCGACCCGUGGCUAACCCGGAAGACGAAGAAGAUGCAAGUGAUUUUGAACCCGAAGAAAAUGGAGCGGAAGAAGAUGAAUUUGAAGAAGAAGAAGAUGAAGAUGAACAAGUUUGGUGUCUUGGGAUCUAUGAUGAUGAUGAUCAUGGAUACAUAGGGAAAAAGGCUUGUGUUAUUUAA